GUUGUCUGUUCCCUUGCAGAGGAAAGGCGAGGGGGCCAAGGCGGCCCUUCCCUUCCCCGCGGCAGCCAAACCUGUUCCUCCUCCUCCUCACCUGCCUUGGGUGUGGUCUGCGCUCAGGUCUGUUUAGUCAGGCAAAGGAGCGGCCCCUCCCCGCCUCGGCUUUUUCCGGGUCGGGUUGGCUCGCCUGCAUUUGGCCUUUCCGCAGACGGGCUCUGCUUAUCCCUACACACCAAUAUGAAACCCACCACCAUGGAGAUCCUGCUGCUUCUCUUGACUGCAUUCCCUGUCCUGGGGGCCAAUGAUCCUACUGAUCCAAACAGCCCCUUUUAUUACGACUGGCACUCGCUGCGUGUUGGCGGUUUGAUCGUUGCUGGCGUACUCUGUUUUCUGGGAAUUGUUAUCCUGCUGAGUGGAAAGUGCAAAUGCAAACCUAAGAGGAGAAACAGUGUCCACACCAUGCAAAAGCUCCCGCUUGCAGGAGAAACCAGUGAAUGCUGAGUGACGAUAAUGACUGCUCCCACUAACAUGCCAGCCAUACCUGACUCCUCUCUCAAUUGAUGUAACACACUGGAUCUUUCAAUGUUUUUUU
Messenger RNA from Lacerta agilis (Sand lizard), 589 nucleotides. RefSeq names its product FXYD domain-containing ion transport regulator 3-like. NCBI's taxonomy places the organism in Eukaryota, Metazoa, Chordata, Lepidosauria, Squamata, Lacertidae. Gene Ontology annotation, molecular function: sodium channel regulator activity. The coding region runs from base 235 to 498 and encodes 87 amino acids. Gene Ontology annotation, cellular component: membrane. Gene Ontology annotation, biological process: regulation of sodium ion transmembrane transporter activity. The transcript is spliced from 8 exons. The record is from RefSeq and is a predicted model, not a curated record.